Molecule: messenger RNA, 633 nt
Organism: Dovyalis caffra
Lineage: Eukaryota; Viridiplantae; Streptophyta; Magnoliopsida; Malpighiales; Salicaceae
Source: the annotation of a GenBank genome assembly
AUGGUUUCUUCCCCUAUUAGUGAUUCAGGGCAUUUAGAUUUCAUAGCUCCAGAAAUGGAUAAUGGAGAAUCCACCGUGGCGAUUUCCAAAGGUCCAUCGCUCAUGGUGCUGCAAGCUGGACGACUUGGUUGGUCAAUUUCUUGGCAGCGGUGUCGAGAUAUUCAGAAGAUUGUGUUUGGUAAAAUAAUUCCUAUAUGGGUGAAGUUGUGGGGUACUCCUAUGCAAUUAUUAAGUAGAGAGGGGCUUAGCCGUAUUGCAAGUGCUAGUGGGGUUCCUUUAUUCAUGGACACAGCAACUCAAUACUCGAAAAUAAUUUCUUUUGCUAAGGUGUGUGUUCAAGUUGAUAUCACUACAAAAUUACUUGAUGAUAUCAAGGUUGAUAUGGAUGGUAAAUCUCAAAUAUUGAGCCUUCGCCACACUCCUGAUAACUGCCCUUGCAUCAGGAGCCAAGAUUGUCUUGAAGGUAUGAUAUUAGCCCCUACUGAGGACCAUAAGCAGGAGUGGGUUGCUAAGAAAAUUUCAGAAGUGAUUUUUGAGAAGCCAAAUGUCAAUAAGGGCAAGGAAAUUGAUAAGAACCCACAACCAAACAGAGAAGAAAUAGAGAGAGGAAUGGUAGAAGAAUGUAGAGAAUGA